GGGCGGCGGCGGCGGCGCGGAGCAGGUGAGGCCGGGGCCGCUGCGGGGCUGCCGGCCACCCUCGCAGGUUGCCAGGCAGGACCUCACUGCCGAGGACGCCUCACUCUGCUGAGGGCAGGGCCCGCUGCCUCCACGAUGGCAAGAUGGCUGCCCCGCUCCACCGACCUGACCCGCUUCUGCCAGAAGCUCAACCGGGUGAAGACCCUGGAGGACGACAUGAUGGAGACAUCCUUUAACAGAUGCCUUUCCACCAUUGACUUGACGCUGCUGGGCAUCGGGGGCAUGGUGGGCUCCGGGCUGUACGUCCUCACAGGCACUGUGGCCAAGGAGAUCGCCGGCCCCGCCGUCAUCGUCUCCUUCGUCAUCGCCGGCUUUGCCUCACUCCUGGCUGCUCUCUGCUACGCUGAGUUUGGAGCCCGCGUGCCCAAGACAGGCUCUGCCUACAUGUUCACCUAUGUGUCUGUGGGUGAAAUCUGGGCUUUCCUCAUCGGCUGGAACGUGCUGCUGGAGUACAUGAUCGGGGGGGCUGCAGUGGCCAGGGCCUGGAGUGGCUAUCUGGACUCCAUCUUUAACCACAAGAUCAAGAACUUCACCGAGACCCAUGUGGGUGCCUGGCAGGUGCCAUUCCUGGCCCGCUAUCCAGACUUCCUGGCUGCUGCCAUCCUGCUGGUAGCUACUGCCUUCAUCUCCUUUGGGGCCAAAGUAUCCUCCUGGCUCAACCACGUCUUCUCAGCCAUCAGCAUGGGCGUCAUCCUCUUCAUCCUCAUUAUGGGCUUUGUUCUCGCACAGCCCAAGAACUGGAGCACGCAGGAGGGUGGCUUUGCCCCAUAUGGGCUGUCAGGCAUCAUGGCUGGCACAGCCACCUGCUUCUACGCCUUUGUGGGCUUUGAUGUCAUCGCAGCCUCCAGCGAAGAGGCCAGGAACCCGCAGAGAGCUGUCCCCAGGGCCAUUGCUUUCUCCUUGGGGCUGGCCACUGGUGCCUAUAUCCUGGUGUCAGUUGUGCUGACGCUGAUGGUGCCCUGGCACACGCUGGAUCCUGACUCUGCCCUGGCUGAUGCAUUCUACAGGAGGGGCUACGCCUGGGCAGGGUUUCUGGUGGCUGCUGGCUCCAUCUGUGCAAUGAACACAGUUCUACUGAGCAACCUCUUCUCCCUGCCACGCAUCGUCUACGCCAUGGCCGAGGAUGGGCUCUUCUUUCAGGUCUUCUCCCGAGUGCACCCCCGCACACAGGUGCCCGUGGUUGGCAUCGUGGUCUUCGGGCUGCUUAUGGCCCUGCUAGCCCUCGUCUUUGACCUGGAGGCCCUGGUGCAGUUCCUGUCCAUCGGCACCCUGCUGGCCUACACCUUUGUGGCCGCCAGCAUCAUCGUCCUACGCUUCCAGCAGCAGAAGGGGGAUGUCCCUGCACCGGCGGCCAGUGGCCAGCCCAACCCUGAGCCCCAUGAGGGCCCAUCCAGGGGCGAGCUGAAGGAGUAUGAGUCCUUCUCCGACAAGCUGCAGCUGGUGGACAGGGACAAGAGCAAAGAGCAGCGGGAGCCAGGGCAGCUGAAGGCAGCCUUUGAGCCCUACCUGGAGUUCCUCAGCGACUUCUACCCGGGUGAGGUAGUCACGGUGGCUGUGGUGACCUUGAUGGUGUCUGCCAUCUGCCUCUGCUCCAUCUUAGUGUUUGGCAACACCCACCUCCACCUGCCCACCUGGAGCUACUCCCUGCUGCUGGUCCUCUUCAGUCUGGGCUUCCUGCUCAGCCUCCUCCUCAUCUGGGCACACGAGCAGCAGCACAGCACCCAGACCUUCCAGAUCCCCCUGGUACCCCUCUCCCCAGCGCUGAGCAUCAUCCUCAACAUCUACCUGAUGCUGAAGCUCAGUUACAUGACGUGGCUCCGCUUCGCCGUCUGGCUCCUCUUGGGCUUGCUUGUCUACUUUGGCUAUGGCAUCUGGCACAGCAAGGAGAACCUGCGGGAGCCACGACCCCAGCGUGUCAGCGCCCGCUACGUGGUGUUCCCGGGUGGCAGUCUGGAGGAGAGGGUGCAAGCAGUCCAGCCCAGCUCCCAGCCUGCCGCCGGGCUGCCAGACACCGACACCGAUGACUGCAAGAGAUGACACCCCUGGCAACGGGGGCACCCGGAGAUGGGAGCGUCGGAAUCUCCUCCCGCAGUGAGGCGAGAGACCCACCCCCCUCCUCCUGGUCCCUCUGACAGCAGAGCCAGUGGGGCUGCCCUGGGUGUGGGGCUCCACCUGGAGAGGAUGAGGAUGCUCACCCUUCCCCACAGGCUUCUGACAGAGUGUGGAGGGGCCAGCUGCCUCCCUGCCCAUCCCCUGCACUCGAGAGCUGGGUCUCAGCCCAGUGCCUGCCCUGCUUAUGAGGAGCUGUGUCCUUGUUCACCUCUCCCCGAGCACACCCUGGCACUGUGCAGUACAUCUCCUGUCUGCCAGCACAUCCAUGCAGCUGGGCAUGCAGAGGUUCCCUAGGGACCAGGAGAGGCAGCCCAGUGCUGCCCAUCCUGACUCAUCCUGACUGCAGCCCCGCUGCCUCCUGCAGAAUCCCCUCUGGAAGGAGGCAUGGGCCAACCAUACAUCCCCACAGGCACCCCUGCCAUCCCUAUGCCCAGGGCUGCUCUCCUCAAAGGCUGGGGCUGAGGGAGCUGAGGGGCAGCUGGAGACAUGACAUGGAGAAGGAAUAUGGCCAGAGUGGGUGGCUGGGAAGGUGCCUCAGGAAAGCCCAUGGAGGCUGGCACAGCAAAAGCCCAGCUGCAUCUUCCCAGUCACUGGAAUUGACUGAGAGGUGGACUGGUGGCCAUGCCAGGAAAGUAAUGCCAUGGCCAGACUCUUGCCCCAGUCCUGAGCAGGGUAUGGGUCCUUAGGACCCCAAGUACAUUGACUUGCCCCUGGAGGUCCUCAGUGGCGUCCCUGGGCUGCUCUGCCUGGAGCCAGCUCCCUACUUCUCCUGCACCCCAGCAGCACCACCUGCCCCACCCUGGGGACUCAACCCUCCGUGACACCCCUUCCAGGCUCUCUGGGGCAUGGGACAGGCUCAGGGAGGCUUUUUCAAUAUUGCUCCCUCCCCAGCAAUCAUGCCCAUGCUUUGGGGUCACCCCAGCUGCAAGGGUGUCAUGGGGGGUCCCCAGCAGCAGUGCUGCAGCCACCCCUGGCUGUUUUGCCCAUGAGCCUAUGGUCAGUCAAGUGUGAGGCUGCCAACUUGACAGGCCUUUCAGCAUGGACACUCUGCUCCAUCCUCAUCCUCUGCAUGCUGCGAGGAGCUGGGGACUGUGGGCAAGCUGUUCCAUUACUUCUUGCUGGCCAGUCACUGGGGGACCCUAGAGAGGCUGUGGGGACCCUCAGUGGGAUACGCUGGCUCCGGUGAACCCCUCUGUCUGCCAGCACUGCUCCGUGUCCCACCUUGUCCCCGCGCUGCUGCCGCCGGCGCUGUGGCCCCGCUUGGAACCCUGUGUCGUGGCUUGUGAGCAACGGGCUGAUUUGGUCAUCCUCAUAAACACUGUUUCUGUGAUGGCUCUGACUGGUUGUGAUCUCUGUGUCCCCAGGAGUCAAGGUGGGAAACGCUCAGGACAGCCCCCCAGAAAGUGGGGAAAGGGAGGGUGCCCACUGCCACCCUGCUGCCACCGGGGUUCCAGUCACAGGAAAAGCUCCAGCCAGACCCAGAGAAACUGGGACCCCACGGGGCUGGGUAGGCUGGGACUUGAGCCUUAUAGCACAGAAAUACCCUGAUAUUGACCCAGAUAGGACUGAGCACUGUGAGCAGUGAGGAAAGUGCUGAGUCAGCACCAGGGCAGGGUUACUAAAGCUGCCCAAGGUUAGGAGCCAAAGGAUGUGAGAACUUGUGCAAUUAAUAGGAAUUAUUUAUAACCCACAGUCACCCCCAUCCCCACACUGUUGUUCUCUAGGGAAAUGUCAUUCCUGAGAUAACAGAGUCUUUUUUCAUUAAAAAGCAAGUGUUCAACAGGCACCCAGGGAGGCACAGGCUGAACCCUCCUUAGUGGCUCAGCUUUAAUCUUGGUAAUAAAGCCAUUGUCAGCAGGACAAAGGCAAGUAAAAAGAUCCACAGGGACACAGGAGGAGGGAGCCCAGCACAGAACUGGGGAGGGGCAGGAAAUUCCUCACAGAGAGGGAUGGGCUGAGGAUGACUUUUAUGUUCCCCUGUGGAGGAAAGUCAAUGACAGUCACAUCUCUCAGCUCUCCUGGCAGAGGUCUCAAUCAGCAUUUUAAGCUGCAAAAGACCAAAGAGUUAUUGAAUGAGCCUUGUAACCAUUGACAUUUAUUCUAUUUAAAAACAUUCAUUUCUAAAAAUGCACAGAAAUCCCUGUUAGGCUGUGGCACACAAAGCACGGGGUCCUCCCCAGCAUAGCAGGAGGUGCCGGGGAUGCAGCCACAGGGUAUUAAAGGAUUGGAGUAUAAUUCUCUGGCACCUGGAAGGCCAGUGGAGCCUCCCAAGCACACUUGUGGGUUUUGUUAAAAAUAGGAUUACAAAAUUGAUUGGUUCAUGUGUCAUACACUAUCCUACAGCAGUAACAUGCUCUGUACAGAACAUGUAUUAAUUGAUUUUUAAUUGACUACUCCUUAAUCUACACAGAAGAAAAGGGGGAUGGCAGCAGCCACUGGCACCCAGACAGCCCUUCUACAGGAAUUUGUUCCUGAAAAUUGUAUCAGCAGAGAAAAAAAAAUCCAAACAAAUAUUCAGCAGGCUUUAAGAUGGCAGCCUGUAAUUGUAAGAGAAAACACUGGCUGCCCCAUCCAUACCCUCAAUUCCAAACAGAUGUAAAAUGAAACCAUUCUCAUGUGCAGCUCCCAGAACCCUGUUUCAUGGAGCUCCAGAAGCAGCUACUUGCUGCUUCCCUGUGACUGACCAUACACCUGUUUUGCAGGGCAGUAUCCUUCUCCAAAUUAGCUUAAAAAUAUAAAUAAAGUCCUCUAUUUUCUGAGAGCCAUGGCAAUGAUGUAGUCAGGCUGCAGGAAAUCAAUCUGUUUCCAGAGCUGCAGGGAGGUGUGUGGGUCAGUGCUGGAGUGGCCAGUGCUGGGGCUCCAGGAACUGGGAAGGGCUUUAUGGGCCAUGGGGCAGGA
Passer montanus (Eurasian tree sparrow) is the source of this 5070-nucleotide messenger RNA. It is a transcript of the gene SLC7A4, whose product is annotated as solute carrier family 7 member 4. The coding region runs from base 136 to 2097 and encodes 653 amino acids. NCBI's taxonomy places the organism in Eukaryota, Metazoa, Chordata, Aves, Passeriformes, Passeridae. Gene Ontology annotation, cellular component: plasma membrane. Gene Ontology annotation, molecular function: amino acid transmembrane transporter activity. Gene Ontology annotation, biological process: amino acid transport; transmembrane transport. The record is from RefSeq and is a predicted model, not a curated record. The transcript is spliced from 5 exons.